UUGUGCCUUAACUUGACGAUGGUCUGUCAUCUGACUCUUUUCCUGUUGGGAGAUUAAAAAGUUUUGAAACCCCACCCUCUCCACUGACCGUAAGCACAGACGUAGAAGUGGUUCGAGAACCUGGCGAGUGAGCUCUGAGCGGGGAAGAAGAGUGAGAUAUGAAGUUAUGAUGGAGUUGCUCCGCUGUUUGGAUAUCGACUGUAAGAACAGGGGAAUCUAGCCGGACUAGGCCACACGCUGAACUCCCACCAGGAACUAACGGGAUUUGUUUUUUUACUGUGUUUCUCUGUGGAAAGUAAAGCCGAGCAGGUUUGGAGAGCUCUUCCUGUUACAAAGUCGGCGGUCCCCGAGUUCUUUUUUUUUUUAAUGUUAUGAUAAAGGUUGGCUAGUUGUGUGCUUCUCAUAAGACCGUGAGCAUGGAUACUGUGGCGCAAUGGGAUGCGGGAUUUCCUGCGGAAGUGCCGCAAAGUUGCGGUGAGACGCCGUUAUUGGAGUUUUGGGCUCAAUAAUGCGAAUUGGUCAGCGCUCAAACUUGUCGUAAAACACUGGUUGGCUGGACUGAAUGCUCCUUUCCUGCUAUUCUUCUCCGCUGCUCAGCGCUUCCUGCUUGGGGUGGCCACUGCGCUUAAUGGCUAAAAAUACAUAAAAACUCAAAAUGGACAGUUAAAUGUGGUGGGAACCUUUAUUUCCAGUUGCAAUAACAGCACUUGGGAGCCUUUUACAGUAAGCUUUGGAUAGUUUUUAUUUGUCUUCUUACACUUUUUUCCCUCUAAAAGAAUAGAAGUCAGAAGUCAACAGGUGGCAGUUUUGAAUGAGGGAAAAGAAGAGCUAAAUUAGCCAUAAUGAGGUGAUUCGAGAGGCUCUUAAAUACAGGCCGGUGAAAUGAUAUUGUGCUCAAACCAUGUGUUGGGAAACCACACACCACAUCACUUGAACAGAGAGAAAUUCAAUGGAAACGGUGCUGUCUUUCUGAGCUUUGAAACGCUUAGCCUUAAUCAGGCAAAACCAAUCUCUAGUGAUUCAGCAAAUGAAGGGCUCAGUUUAAUGUGAUGAUGAAUGAAAGACAUUUGCACUUCUGUUGUCUUUGAUUCCUCUCCUAUAGCCCACUUGUUGGUCCAACUUUUGAACACAUUUCAUUGGUCCCUGAUGAGCCAACAAGAAAGACAGGAAAGGGAGCGAGGCGCAAUAAAGUACUCCUUUGUACUUUAUUUUCAAACCCUUGGGGUGCUAAAUCAUAUCCAGACAAAACAUCUGCUUGAGGCUCCAUGGAGCCGCUGAAGAAUAUAUUCAGUCGUGGCUCGUUGUCCAACUGGAAAAAUUUGGAACAAUCACAAAAAGGGAACUUCACCAACCCUGUGUGGACAGCCUUAUUUGACUAUGAGGCGUCCUGUAAAGAUGAGCUCACUUUGCGUAAAGGUGACCUGGUGGAAGUCCUCUCUCUGGACUCAGAGAUAUCAGGGGAUGAGGGCUGGUGGGCGGGAAAGGUCAACAACAAGGUGGGUAUCUUCCCAUCCAACUAUGGCUCCUUCAAGCCGAGCGGAUAUGGAAAACUUCCGGGCAGUGGCGUGGUGGGGGAAUUGGCUCCAGCCGUUGUGGGCGAGUUUGAACCUGAGGAGGUGGAUUUCCGGGAGUUGAACCUGGAGGAGGUCAUCGGGGUUGGGGGCUUUGGGAAAGUGUAUCGUGGUACAUGGAGAGGAGAGCUGGUGGCAGUGAAGGCCGCUCGCCAAGACCCGGACGAAGACAUCAGCGUAACGGCGCAGAACGUGAGGCAAGAGGCCCGUCUGUUCGCUAUGCUCACCCACCCCAACAUCAUCGCUCUGACGGGUGUCUGCCUGCAGGAGCCCAACCUGUGCCUCAUCAUGGAGUACGCCUCAGGUGGGCCACUGAGCCGUGCUCUGGCAGGCCGUCGCAUCCCACCACACGUCCUGGUCAACUGGGCCGUGCAGAUAGCCAGAGGGAUGUUGUAUCUGCACAGUGAAGCCAUCGUCCCCGUCAUCCACCGGGAUCUCAAGUCCAACAACAUUCUUCUGGCUGAGCCCAUAGAAAAUGAAUGUAUGGAGGGUUUGACGUUGAAGAUUACUGACUUCGGCCUGGCAAGAGAAUGGCACAAGACGACAAAGAUGAGCACUGCUGGCACCUAUGCCUGGAUGGCUCCAGAAGUCAUCAAGUCCUCCACCUUUUCCAAGGGCAGUGAUGUCUGGAGCUAUGGUGUUCUGCUGUGGGAGCUGCUAACAGGAGAGGCACCCUACAGAGGGAUUGAUGGACUUGCCGUCGCCUAUGGAGUCGCUGUCAACAAGCUCACGCUGCCCAUCCCUUCCACGUGCCCUGAACCUUUUGCGCAGCUCAUGUCAGAGUGUUGGGACCAGGACCCCCACCGCAGACCCAAUUUCAGUUCCAUCCUGGCCCAGCUGAUGGCCUUGGAGCAGCAGGUGAAGGAAGAGAUGCCGCAGGAUUCGUUUCACUCCUUGCAGGAGGACUGGAAACUGGAAAUCCAGGACAUGUUUGAUGAACUCCGGGCUAAAGAGAAGGAGCUGCGAUGCCGUGAAGAGGAGCUAAAGCGAGCGGCUCUGGAGCAGAAAUCCCAUGAAGAGUUCCUACGGCCGCGUGAACAGCAGCUGGCCCAGUGGGAGCAGGAUGUGUUUGAGCGUGAGCUCAGCCUCCUCAUCCUCCACUUGAACCAGAACCAGGAGAAACCCAAUGUCAAGAAAAGGAAGGGCACCUUCAAGAAGCACAAACUCAAGUCCAAGAACGGCGAGAAGAUCAGCAUGCCCCAAGAUUUCAUCCACAAAAUUACGGUGCAGGCAUCCCCGGGCCUGGAGAAGAGGCGGAACUCUCCCGAUUUGGGUUCAGGCUCCUCGCCGUCCUUUGGGCCACGUUUCCGUGCAAUCCAGCUUACUCCCAGUGACAACAGCAGGACAUUUGGUCUCAGCUCGGUCCGGCCAUCCCUAGAUACCUCUUCUCAUAAGCAAGUCAAUGGAGACCUAAGGUUGAGCCCCCAUUGGAGGCCACAGAGCCCAAAAAGUCCCAAAAGUCCUAAAGUCCUGCGCCUUAGUCCCCAGGAAAGCAGCCUGUCGAUGAGAGCUAAGCUCCUGGAGGCAGACAGUAAUGAGAAUGGAGACUCCAAGGCUGACUUUGAGGAGUACCGACCUUCCACACCAACCCCUACCCCUGCUCAGAACGGCUCGUCAGUGAAGGAUAGCCCGUGGCUUCCUCUAUCUCAGGGAGACUCGGGCAGCGAGGAAGGGGGUUCUUCCCCAGCUGGCUCCCCGGGGCCUGACAGGGGGCCUCUCGGUGGCCUGAUUAACAGCACCCACCGAGCCCUGUUGAGCAGCGGCUCCCUCCUCGCCUCCAUAGGACUAGGUCGCUGCCUUGAUAUUCCCCCAAGAGUGCCACCUCGAACUAACCCACCUAGCUUAGAGGGUCGCACCCUCUCUGAACUUGAGAUCUCUCAUCCUAAGCCCCUCAUUUCAGACCCCCCAGUAGUGGAUGAUCUCAUCACCUUCUCCAUCUCUGAGCCUCUCCCCAGACCCCUCUUGGAUUUAGCACUGCACUACCAAGAACUAAAGCCCUUACCCCUGACGCCGCCUCCACCAAACCCUCGCGAGAGGAGCAGCCACCGGACGCCGCACAGUCCACAGAGUCCCAGCAGUGCCCCCAUGCAGCACGACAGGGCCAGCCCAGGGGAGUGGACCCACACUUACAGUUCCACUAACGGGGAGCUGAGCAGUGAGGCCUGGGAACACAGAUCUGACAGGAGGAGGAGGUCCAGCCAAGGCCUACACACUUCUCAGCUAGUUUUGGACCUGCCGUUGUGCCAAGACACACAGGACUUUGAUGAUAAGCCUUUUCUCCACACCAACCCUGCGCUCUGGAGCCCCAAAACGCGCCGCCUGGAGGUCAGCGUAAUUCCUCGGCCCCGCCCGUCGCCCAUCCGCCCUCGCAUCGACCCUUGGAGCUUUAUCUCAGCAGGCGGCGGAAACUCAGGUGGUGGGCGCAGCCCACACCGCUCGGAAAGCAGCUUACUGAGCUAUCAGCCAUCACCCACCAACCCCUUCACCAACUGUGACCCUUUCCCUUCUCCUGACUGUGACCCCUUUGCCCUCAAGGCUGAUCCUUCAAGCGGCUCGGACUCAGCCUCACCCUUUGACCCCUUCUCAGCUCCCUUUCCCACAUCCCGUUCUGCCCCGUGUUCUGCCAACGGCUCUCCCACGCUGCCCUCAUUCCGUAUAGCACCCAUCAACUCAGCUGACUCAGCCCUUAUUGACUUUGGCUGUGGGGCCUGCAGCAAGCCUCUGGAUGGCACCAAAGAGAGGGCUCACCCCCGCAGGAUACUGGGGCUCAAGCCCUUCAAGUCCCCGACGCAACUCAGAGACGACAGGUUCUAAAUCCAGCCUUACCCCUGAAUAGUGGCUUAUUCUCAUUUAUAGAUGUUAUGAGCUGUGACUUUUAUCACAGGAGCACAGUCCGGGACCCUUUCCACUACUAUGUCCUACAAGGAUUUGGAAUUUUAUAAAAAAUGUAAAAAAAAUAAAUAAAAUAAAAAAAAAACACACUCAUCACUCAACCUACCAAGGGAGGAUUUCUCCUAUGGGAGCGCCAAUCAUCACAGGUCUUAUUUAUACACCAGCCUGCUGCUUUGGAAACCAGAAAGCCAGUGAAAGGUGGUACAAUGAAUUGUGGGAUAGCUGCCUGUGAACAAAUAGCUGGUGCCCAUUUCGUUCUUGCUCUUUUUUUUUUUUUUUUCCCUGUUUCUCCAUCCCUUUGAAGGAUCAGAAUACAGAUCACUAGUCCUAUCUUCAGAUUCUAUCACUGCUACUGCUCAUAUCACCUGCUUUCAUCUCCCCUUACCUUUGAAGCAUUGUGACAAUGCAGAGGUGGAUAAGGCGACUUGCACAGCUUCAUCUGCCUCUACCUCUCUGCAGACUGAAAGCCUUCAGGACAAUGGAGAAUUGGAGUGCCUUAUUUCAUGAAGUGUUUUUAAUAUAUAUAUCUUUUCAAGGCUCUUUGAAUGAUUAAUCUGGUGCGUAGGGAAGAUGCUAUGAAUCUGGCUUAAAUUUGCAAAUCAGCUUAGCAUUGCAGUGCAAGAAAAAUAUCAUCUGUAUGUAUGUCUAGACUCAUUGUUCAAAGAAAGCGUGCUGUUUCUUUUUUUCUUUUUCUUUUAACUGCGUCUGCCUGUUGCAUUAUGGGAGAAAGCACUCAGUGGAUAUUCUAGGUUGCUCAAGGAAUCCAGGAUGAAACCAUGACCCAGGCAUUCCAUUUGGAAGCAGAUAACAUUCCAGUCACAUUCUCCGGGAAAUGCCAGGGAUUGGACAGAUUCGUUCAGGCUGGCAGGCGACACAGCACAGGAAACAAGACAGGGGUGCCCUCUGCAUUCCCUUCAUAUGCCAAAGAAUGCCACUGUGACCAUGUAAGGCCCGGGACGAAGGCUGUUUGCAAAUACGUUGUUUUUACCUCCUUACAGAGCCAGAACAGCACAGAGAAAGCUGACACAAUCACAGAGAGUAUUUGAACAUAUGGUUAUUUGAUAUCCAUAGUGUCUAAUCAACACUUGAUGCUAUAGGAGGUUUAACAAAGUACUUUAAAAGAAUUUUAAAAUACUUAAAAACAAACAAAAAAAAACAGCUUAAUUUAUAAGAAUCUCCAAAGUCUCACAAAGCCAACCCAGAAUUUUGAGUUUCUGUCAUUGAAAAAAUAUGAGCCAGAAAAUAAUGCCUGAUUUUUUAUUUUUUUUAAUUUCCCCAUAGAGUAAGAUGUGAAGAUUGGAACCAUUCUCAUAAACCUUUCCCACUGUAUUCGUAAAGCCGAUAGCUACAGAAUGGUUAGCAUAGCUUAAUAUGGAAGAACCGGUAAAAGCUAGUUCAGGGAAAACAUUCCAGAGAUCUGUGACUCGUAUUGACUUCCAGUCACUCAUCGAGUCUGCUAAACCACCAGCUGAUGAUCUCAGAAAUCACUGCUCAUGGCCCAUAAAAGCCCCUAUAAAAAUCGCAACUCGGUGCUUUUCCAGUAAAGCUUUGUGCUUAUUAAGACUUAAAAGUAGCGGGAAACAGAUGUUACCUUAUCUUGUUUUUUUGUUUUGUUUUUUUUUUUUCUUAGCUGCCUUCAUGUUUUCUGUACUGUUAUGAGAAUGGUACUGAUAUUCUUAUUGAAUUCAUAAGAUAACAAGUCUUUCUCCAGAAUGUUUCCUUAAGCUCUUGAUAGGUAAUGUCCAUUACAGUAUAUAAUAAUACCCUGGCUCAGCAGGUGUUUUAGGCUUUGUGAGACCAGCACAGUCCCUCCACUUUAUCGAUUUUAGUUUUGCUAAAAAGAUCUGGUGAUUUCCUGCAGAAUAACUGUGAUGCCAUUUUUAGAUACUACAAAAACAGAUGCAGCAAUACGGGGAGACGUUCACUGUACAGAUGUGGCAAUAUCAGGUUUUUAGCCUCAGCACACCAGAAUGCACUACAGCAAUAACUCAAAAGCUUCCUCUUGGUUCGCAGUCAUUACCCGUAUUGAUCAUUCUACACCAAUCAACCACAACAUUAAAGCCUUGGAGAGGGAAAGUGAAUAAUUUUCAUAUGGAUACAUGUCAUUUUCUGCUGGGAAACUUUGGAUCCUGGCAUUCAUUUGGAUGUUACUUUGACACGUGUCACCCACCUAAAUAUUGCUUCAGACCAAGAACCCCCCUCCUCAAAAAGCCCAAGGCGCGCUGGAUUUGGCCCCCCCCCCAAACUCCCUAGAUCCAAACCUGGUUCGGCAUUAGCAGGAUGCACUUGAACACGCCUGCGAUCCACCAGAUCCAAAGGAUCUACUGCUAACUUCCCAGUGCAUGCAGAAUUGCAUUCUUCUUCAUGUAAUUCUGAAAGCAAACAGAAGCCCCAGACAGUAUUAUGUGGUUUUAAUGUUGUGGUAGAUAUGUGUUACAUGCUAAACGUAAUAUGUUCACACUUUCUCAGGGAUGUUUUUUUUUUUCUCUAAAAUCAUCCUGAGGAAUGUAGUGGAGUGAGUCAAAAUAACUCUUGCAUUGUCAUAAAAACAGACUGCUGAUGCGUAACAACUUCCAAGGGUGUGGGGAUGUGUGUGUCUGUAGGUUUUUUUUAUUUUUUGGUUGUUUUUUUUUUUUUUAAUGGCAGUCAGCUCA
This is a messenger RNA of Archocentrus centrarchus (flier cichlid), 7117 nucleotides long. RefSeq names its product mitogen-activated protein kinase kinase kinase 11. Bases 1266 to 4385 code for a protein of 1039 amino acids. NCBI's taxonomy places the organism in Eukaryota, Metazoa, Chordata, Actinopteri, Cichliformes, Cichlidae. Gene Ontology annotation, molecular function: JUN kinase kinase kinase activity; protein binding; ATP binding. The transcript has 10 exons. Gene Ontology annotation, biological process: protein phosphorylation; microtubule-based process; positive regulation of apoptotic process. The record is from RefSeq and is a predicted model, not a curated record. Gene Ontology annotation, cellular component: centrosome.